Haplochromis burtoni (Burton's mouthbrooder) is the source of this 4637-nucleotide messenger RNA. RefSeq names its product sorting nexin 16 (gene snx16). Gene Ontology annotation, cellular component: early endosome; extrinsic component of endosome membrane; late endosome. Gene Ontology annotation, molecular function: phosphatidylinositol binding. Bases 1084 to 2178 code for a protein of 364 amino acids. Lineage: Eukaryota; Metazoa; Chordata; Actinopteri; Cichliformes; Cichlidae. The transcript is spliced from 8 exons. Gene Ontology annotation, biological process: endosome to lysosome transport; protein targeting to lysosome; early endosome to late endosome transport. The record is from RefSeq and is a predicted model, not a curated record.
GACCUUUUCACUCGGGGUCAUCUUAGCUUUGCCCACACAUGCUCUCCGUCUUAGCUCGCUAGCUAACCUGAAUGUAAUGUGAUACAUGCCCGGUUCUUUCAGUGGGAUGGGGGACGCACCAAACACGGUUUAAAACCGGGCUAUUUAACUGUUGGUUUGUUUAUUAUUGGGAAAAAUGCUACCAGGAGAAUAAAAACAGAUAUCCGACGCAGUAUUGGUAAUUCUUGCUGCAUUCGGCAUUCAAUUGUUGUUGUAAACAGCUAUUAUAUCAGUAAAAUUGUUGUUAGCGUACUUUGUAUUGUAGUGAAACUAACUAGUGUUAGCUCAUGUUAAAGUGUAGCUAACUUUGACGGUGAGAACGGUAACGUUUUAUAAACGUGGUUGUGGUUUUCUGAUAGUAGUUCUCUAAACUGAAAGGCGGGUUAACACUAUUACACGACCAUGUUUUGUUAAUGAAGUUCUCACAGCUCAGAAAGGACGUCGUGAAUCGUAGUGAAUGCGGUUAGCUUGCUUGCUAAAAUAACAUAGAGGGUAGCUAUAUCGUUAGCGACUUGGUCUAAAAAUGGCAUUUAUGUUUACGAAGCAGGGCAAUUACAUUAGAAAGCCCGUGUUUUGUUGUAACGCUGGCUGCCGUCACAGAGUUUUCGCCGUGUUUCACCAAAAUAGCAGCAGGACCUUGUCAAUUAGUGAGAGCCAUAAAUGACAUGUCUCAUUGUGUUUACUUCUUACAUCUAUCCUUUCAUCCUCUUUCUGCUGCUGAGUUAUUUUUUCCCCACUUUUGCCUGCCAGAUUUUAUUUAUAAUCGCUAUAUUUUUACAGCGUAUAUUCCCAUUACCAGUACGUCAGUAGUAUUCUCAAACGCUCUUCAUUUGUACUCCUAUGGAGUGGAUUGACUGGUUUCUGAGCAGCUCUGAAGCUGAAUUAACACGAACAAAAUAGACAGAGUCUUCAUUGUCAGCCCUUCAGGCUCAGCAUUGCUGCUAGACUUCAUCCUCACACAACACUACUGUACCAAGACAAGCUUGGUGUGAAAAGCUUUAUUGACUUCUAUGGUGGUGUGGCAGGAGUACACAACUCAGGAAGAUGGCAUCACCUUUUGUGCCUGUUCCUGUGCCUAUGGACAGAGCCUUGUCUCGUGGUAGCAACAAGCUGAGACGGGCGCAGCGAGCUUCAUCGCUAGGAAGUGUCUCCAGCAGCUCAGAGUCUUCGUCUUCAAUCGCCAGGAUGGCUGGGGAGGAACAUGGGGGAGUCGGAUGCGGAGAAUUAGAUUCCCAACAUCAGUCUCGCUGUGCGGACAGGGGUGGCCGCAGCCGAACGCCCCCACCCCUUCAGAGCCCUGUGACACGGGCUAAGUUGAACGGGACUCUGGAACCAUCUGUCGAAUACUCGAGCUGUCCGCGGUCUAUAUCGGAUCCUAGUGGUAGCCAGCAAGCUGAGGAGAGGCCUAUCACCCCCACUGUGCUGGGGUAUGAGGUCAUGGAGGAGAGGGCCAAGUUCACGGUGUAUAAGAUCCUGGUGAGAAAGACUCUAGAUGAGAGCUGGGUUGUUUUCAGAAGAUACGCUGACUUCUCAAGACUCAAUGACAAGCUGAAGGAGACGUUUCCAGGCUUCCGCCUCUCACUGCCUCCUAAGCGCUGGUUCAAAGACAACUAUGACAGCAACUUCCUGGAAGACAGACAGUUAGGACUGCAAGCUUUUUUGCAAAACUUGGUUGCACACAAGGACAUCGCCAACUGCCUGCCGGUGAGAGAGUUUCUGUGUCUCGAUGAUCCACCUGGGCCUUUUGACAGUCUGGAGGAGAGCAGGGCGUUCUGUGAGACUCUGGAGGAGAGCAACUACCGUCUACAGAAGGAGCUGCUAGAGAAGCAAAAGGAGAUUGCCUCCCUAAAGAGGAGACUGGAGGAGAGGGAGCAAGCCAUCCUACUACUGGAAAAGCAUAUCAACGAUGAGUGUGUUAGUCCAGAGUCUCCAUGUCGACUGUCAGCUCAGGGCAGUGAGAGCAGUGCAGAUGUGGAGUCAUCUGCUGCAGAGGCCGAUCAGGACAUCCCUGAAGACACCGGUGGCAGGUGUGAGGUGCAGCCUGUGCGAUCCUCUGCCUGUUGGUGCGGUCCGUCGCUCAGCGUCUCUCCUCCCGUCAUCCAGGUCACUCAGCUCUACCACAAGAACUCAGAACACUAACAAUAAACCCGGGUCUUCCUCGCCAUCUCUUUUUGUUCUCCCUGCCUUCUUUUCCUCCUCCUCACUGCAGCAUUAGUCCACAUGUUUGUUUGGGUUGUUUGUUUUUUAGUUUUUCUUGUGUUCUUAUUUGUACUUUGCCUUUACCACGUCCUUUCACAUCUCAUCUUACUACCUGUCAGAGGGCAAGUGAUGUUUCAUUGUCCAGUCAUGGAGUUGGAUGAUACCUCAAGAUCUGGACUUAAAAGAGAAUGGUUGUAUACUAAAAGCAACAAACCAUGGGAAAUUUUAUCCGGCACCUACAGAAGAUGUUGAACACCUUGUUGGGACUUUGGACUAAAUGGAUCUGUCUGACAGUGUGUUUGGAUUUCUUGGUCCUGAUGAUUCACUUUUGAACCCAGUGUGUAUCCACAAGACCUCAUCAGUUAGAGCCCAAAGACAAAGUCUGAAUUUUUGACCAAAAAGGAGAAAAGGGCGGAUUUCACAAUUGUGACAAUCUAUAUGAAAUCUGAAUUAUAAUCUCAAUAGUUUUCGCUGCAGUCCUUUGCCUUAUGGUAUCUUAGUUGUUAUGAGAGGCCCUCUUUAUAAACCAGGGAAACGACACCCCCGUGUGGCUGUUCAAAUAAAAGUCUGACUCAGGAUAAGCAGGUAACAGGUGUGUUUGACAGAGGAUUGGUAACGAUUGGUCUGCAGGUACUUCAUCUCAUUGCAGUGUACUGCCAUUUACUGUUAUUGUGGUAGACGGUCCUUCCGUCUUGAAAAUUGCCAUUGUGUCUCCACUUUCCGGUGCAUCUAAAAGCUACAUUCCACCCUGUUUUAGUGCCAUGUGUCAUAAAUCAUGUCCUGAUGGGGGCAUUUAGUCUGUACCAUACUGUGUCAAAGCCAAGGAAUGUAAAGGUCGACAUGUAUACUAAUCGUGUCGUUACCAAGAAACAUUCCUGCAUAUAUGCAUAAACAUUUGAAGGCAUUAAUUUUCCCAGGUGAAGGUCAUUUCACAAAUCUUUACACCAGACCUCUCCUGGCACUUUUUCUGGAUUUCCUUUUUUUUUUUUUUUCUUCAAGGCCUACUGUGGCGUGAUUAAAGGACAAGAAUGGCAUUUUUGCUCACAUAUGUAGGAAUGAGGAUUUGGUUUUAGCUGCUGUGGAUUUUAAGAUAUCAGAUCUAACAGCUACUUUUUCUACUGGCAUUGCAGUUACAGCAAUAGUCACGUUAGUCAUGUUUUGGGGCAUCCUAGGAAACCUCGACAGAAUUUUUAUUUCAGAUGUCUCAAAAUCCCAGCUGAUAAAACUAUCGACCAGGUGAGAUACUCAGGAGUAUAAUUAUAGAAUUAUAACUAUAUAAUUUGGGUGAAAGACACAAAGAGGUGACAGCUCCUCAAGUAUACAGCGGUGCUAUUCUUUUUACCUGAAAAAUCCUAAUGUUUAAGACCUGACGGGCUGGAAAAAGAGGGAAAACAAGGCCAACGUAGUCAUCGUUUCAAAGCCUUCAAAGCUUGUUAGGAUGCAAAACCAUCCGGCUGGUAUUUGAGGAAGAAGUGAAUGCCACAGGCAACUAAUAAACUCACAGUUUAGCUUUGUUGGCUCUUUAUCUGCAUCAAGACUGUUAUUCAUUAAAUCGUCCACUAAAGCCAUAUUUUUACACUUAAGAGCACUUGAGAGGCAGACGUUUCACGUGUGGUCGAGUGUGCUGAGCAGCUGUUGUUUUCACUCUUUCAUGAUGACUACGAAGGAUAUAAUGGCUACGGGGGAUGUUGACUUGUCUCAAACUAGGCCUGGAACAGGUCAUGUGAUGCACUUUAUGGAUGAAUGGCAACACGCAAUGUUUGCUAGGAUAUUGUUUUUACUAUUAUAACACAGAAAUAUGCCUUUUAGCUCACCUGAUCUGUCCUGGCUCCCAACUGUAUAUGAAAUGUCACAGCUUGGUUAACUUGUAUUUAGUUCUGUUUGUCUGUAAAUUCAUUUGUUGUAUAAUUCUAAGUGCCUUGAAUAUUUCCACUCGGCUCUUUUUUUUUUUUAUAUAUAUGUUGGAAUAGCUUUAUAGGUUUGUGUACAACGUGUGACAUAUCCACUACAUCCCCCUGAUGGAACUAAUGUUUUAAAAACACUUCUGUGUAUAUGUGAAAGAGAUGCUUUUGUUAUAUUACAUGAACUGAUAUGGAAAUUUAGUUCAGAUAUACACUUGUAGUUGCACUAUAAAAAUUGACAUAAUCUGUAAUGUCCCCAAUUUAAAGGGUUUAUUCACUGAGUAAUCUGAAAUGUAUGCUGUAGAUAUUGUUACACAUGCUAUAGCAAAAACGUUUAUCAGAAAUAUUUAAUUCACAUGCAAUUAAACACGGAGUGAUGUAUUGAAAGCAUGUGUUUCCUGUGUCCUCACAUUUAAAGCCUUCACUGUGUUUUCAGACAAGCUAUAACAUAACUGCAGAAGUUCAUACUUCCAUAAAGAAACAAAUCUGUCCAAACCA